UGUUGAACAGAGAGGUGACGUUCCCAGCUCUGCGUGACAACAUCCCGACACCACUUCCGCUUCUGCCAUUUUGUAUGUGUGCGAGAGCGCUACCGCUGUCUCUGCAGCAGGGAAAGGGGAUAGCGUACAAUUUAUAAAAUACUGAAAACACAACAACAGCAGAACAAACAGCGACUCUACGACAGCAUCGGCACAGGAUGUCAGAUUUUGACAGCAACCCGUUUGCAGAUCCAGACAUGAGUAAUCCUUUUCAGGAUCCCUCAGUGACACAGGUAACACGCAGUGCUCCCCCCGGACUGGAAGAAUAUAACCCUUUCACAGAUGGAAGAACAGCGGCCCCAGUCCCCCCGGCUGCCUCAAAAGUGCCUCCAGCCACUAACACACAGCCGGCCAUCAUGAAGCCCACAGAAGAGCCUCCAGCCUACACACAGCAUGCACAGGAUCAAGCUCUGGCUCAGGCUGAGCUCCUGAAGCGCCAGGAGGAGCUGGAGAAGAAGGCAGCAGAGCUGGACCGGCGGGAGCGAGAGAUGCAGAGCCUCAACCAGCAGGGUGGCAGGAAAAACAACUGGCCACCUCUUCCAGAGAAGCUCCCUGUGGGCCCGUGCUUUUACCAUGACAUAGCGAUAGAUAUACCUGUAGAGUUUCAGAAGACCGUGAAGAUUAUGUACUAUCUAUGGAUGUUCCACACGGGGACGCUGUUUGUGAAUGUUUUCGGGUGUCUGGCCUGGUUUUGUGUCGAUGCUGCAAGAGGAGUUGACUUUGGAUUGGCGAUACUCUGGUUCAUGCUCUUUACUCCAUGCUCCUUCGUCUGCUGGUACAGACCCCUGUAUGCGGCAUUCAGGAGUGACAGCUCUUUCAGGUUCUUUGUCUUCUUCUUUGUAUAUAUCUGUCAGUUCGGUGUACAUGUGCUACAGACUAUUGGCAUAACAGGAUGGGGUAACUGUGGCUGGAUUUCUGCGCUCACAGGUCUUAACACCAGUGUUCCAGUUGGUAUAAUCAUGCUCCUGAUAGCAGCCCUGUUCACAGCCUCUGCGGUUAUUUCAUUAAUCAUGUUUAAAAAGGUACACGGACUUUACCGAACCACAGGAGCCAGCUUUGAGAAAGCGCAGCAGGAGUUUGCUACUGGAGUCAUGGCAAACAAAACUGUACAGACUGCAGCGGCAAAUGCAGCCUCUGGAGCAGCACGCACCGCUUUCAAGGGAGAGCAGAUCUGAGCAGACUGAAUGCAUUGCCCCACUAACCCCAGCCACCAGCCUGGUCCUCUGUGUAGCGAGACUUCACUCCCAUUUAUUUAAUGCACUCCGGUAACUGACUGAACCCCUCCACCUCACACAGCAUGCAUGUGAACAGCCUCCCUGUUGCCCUGUCUAACUGAUGAACUGACAGAUUUUCUUAAUUAUUGUGGGGUGGGGGGGGGUCCUCUCCAAUUUGGUCUCAUAGGGAAAGAGCAAGAAAAGUUUACACAAUAUUGCUGAAACCAAUAGCCACCCUGUGCUCCCUUACCUUUCUGAAUAGCAUUACUGUAGGAACAUAUAGCUUCCACACAGCUGCACAGUAACACUCCGAAUGUCCAGUGCCAGCCUCUGUAGGUUUCCCUCGUGAUGGUUCCUGCUCUUGUAGACCACAAGAGAGUGCUGUUCCACACAAUGGAACGGGUUGCUCUUUGCUGAAAAUGUUACAUUAAUACAACCUCCAAUGAGUGAUAGGAUUCUGCUGCCCUUUCUUUUCUUAUCAUGUGCAACACAUGCAGUCUUUCAUUUUUAAUUAUAUAUACAGUCUCUCUCUCUCUCUCUCUCUCUCUCUCUCUCUCUCUCUCUCUCUCUCUCUCUCUCUCUCUCUCUCUCUCUCUCUCUCUCUCUAGGUAAAUGUCCCACUUUUUUUAUCUUUUAAACCCUAAUGCCCUUAGGCAGUAGUGUAACCCAGUUACAGCUGUACAAUAUUAUUGCUUGCAACAUUUUAAAAACUUCCAUUUUACUUUAAAGCUGCAAAAAACAAGCAUCGACCUUUUACAGCAGCUUUAACAGGGAGGAUUAUAUUGUGCCUAAUAAAUAAAUAAAUAAAUAAAUGCACCGUCAAGAAAAGAAAGAAAUAAAUCAGUUAAAAGGUGUGUCAGUUUAUCCACAUUGCAUGCCUCUGAUGAGAAGAGUCGACAAUGCCGUACCAGUGAAAGCAGUGUUGUGUGUGCAUCUAAUAAAACUCCCAUUGUAUAGCAGUUUGGACCAAAACAGGUUUUUAUUGUGUUAGGCAAUUGGUGUUUUUCAAUGUAAUAGGAAGGAAAAUAGGAUCAUGUAACUAACAUGUGUUGCCUGUGCACAUUUAUUAGGCACAAUAAGCAGAUUUGUGACAUGUUGCUUCUUGGUUGAAGACCGGUUUUGUUUUUAAAGCACAUUCAUUUUGACAUAACGUUAGCCAAUGCAUACAGCAGAAGGAUGUAUUUGAAAGGUAUCAAUUGCAUUCUAAUAUCUUGUGUCCUCGUGGCUUGGUCCGGACUUGCAUAUGUACAGUACAUGCAAAUUAAAGCUGACCUGUAGCAAAUGAUGCAGGAUUUGAAAAGUAGACUCCUGUCUGUAUCUCCUUUCUGUAUUCUCUUACAUUUCAUUCUAGUGUAAUGUUGCAGGGAAGAGAUCUGAAUAUACAUCAGGCUGGAGAGGCGAGGAGGUCACUUUAAUGAGGUUCCCUUCCACAGUGUUUGUGCUGGUCUGUUUGUUUGCUUGCUCGUUUUGUUUGCUGGUGUUCACUGUUGUGUUCAGGGAAAAUGCGUCUCUGUGUUGGUUGCCUCUUACCUUCCUUUUAAAAGUGCAUUGCAACUUUAUUCCUUCAUGUGAAAUAAAUAAAAAAAUUAAGAAUGACUUUUCUAAAAAACAAAAAAAAGUCAUACUGGAAUCAACUUAACCCUUAAUACACUUGUGUUUAAAAAGAAUACAUAAAUGCUCAAGUGAUUUUGAAGAAUAUUCCAGCCUUUCCACAAUGAAAGCUCCCUCAAGAGGUACUUUAACCAGUAAUACUCAGGAUAUAUAUAUAUAUAUAUAUAUAUAUAUAUUCAGAUGCAUGAACAGGUACCUAAUCUGCUUCAGGGGGCUUUGUGUUUUUAUUUAUUUGGGAGUACAUGUGAGAUUGACCCUUGAAGAACAAGCCCAGUGUACAAAAGGAAAUACUACACUUGAUCUAAUAUGCUCCUGUACUAUUCAGCUUUUGUCUUACAAUAUCCCCUGUUCUACCAGGUAACCAAUACAGCAGCUUUGCAAUGGUGUGGAAUCCAAGUCCUGUUUUAUUUAGCUGGUUCUGUAUUUCACCCCCCAGUGGCAGAUUGGUGAUAUACUGAGAUAAACUAAAUGAUGGAAACAUCUCCAGUACUUUAUUGGGAAGAAAUCUGGCUAUGUUGGAGUAUUUACACAUGUCUUAAUCUUUUACAGAUUAUUAUUAUUAUUUUUCUUUUAAUAAAUUCUACUAAACCAUAAUGUUUCGACUCUGGCCCCUGAUUUUAGCACUAACCUUGGGCUGCCUUGCGUUACCAUAAGAAAGGCAAAAAUGAAACCAGCUGAUAUUCUUUAAAUAUUUAUUAAUGUACAGUCUGAAUCCAGUCCAAAGUGAGUGCAAAGGCAAACUGUGAGAGUAAUAGAAUAAUUAACAGUAUAAAACGAGCAAGGAAAUAACUUGAGAGCUGAGAGCAGGGGCAUUUCCAUUACUCUUCCGAGCAGUGCUUGCUGCUUUUAUAUUGUUAUUUUACCCUUCUCUCAAAAUGUAGUUAUUUGUUUUCUAGUCCAUUUAUUAACUUUUUCAUUCAAUUUCUCUUUUUACAUAUGGUGGGUUUUUUCUUCAGUAAAUGUACAUGGUAUGUGACUUCUGUCCUCCCAGGUUUUUUUAAUCAGUCUUUGUUGGUUUUUUGCAAUUCUAGUUCAGUAUUCUGUUUAUCUGGAGAGUUCUGUUAUAUUGAAAUUCCACUAAUCAAAGGGAGAUCAAUGUGGUCAGAAAUGAACCUUUGUGAAGUGUGUGGUGGCACACUUACAGCUUGACAUUUAAAGUGUGAUUCAUCAGAAUAACUGAUUAAUACACAUGUUUUUUGUUUUAAGCACAAACAGUGCAGCUAGGCUAAGGUAGCAGUUUCAUCCAUCCUUGCAACGGGGUUCACCAACACAUGUUCAUUAUAAAAGGCUGCAAAAUGUUUCAAGAAUGUGGAGUGAUUUUUGUUUUAUUUCAUGAAAGUGAUUUCUAGUGGGUCAUGAUACCUUUUCUUCACUUGCUCUCAGUAGGUUUGUUUGUGUUUCUUUCCACUGCAAGAGAUGUUAUGGUCUUUUUUAAUGAAUGGCAACAAAUUGUUUCUGUUCCAGCAGUAUUUUUAAGUUUUAUUGAAGUAAUUUGGUUUAAAUCAGUGAUACAGAUUUGAGAAUCGAAAUGUUGACGCAAUGUGAAUUAAUUCUCUGUGUGUGCUGUGCAUAUAAACCUUUAAUAAAAAAAGAAAGACGUGUGUAGUAAUACUAAUGAAAACAAAAAUGGGUAGAGGUCGGUAUGUGAUAAAGGAUUCAAAUGUAUUUAAAGAUUUUAAGGGAUAUUUGUAUAUUUUGUAAAAAUGACUAAUGGUUUGUCAUUGUUCUGCGUUUCAUUGUACUGUACAAAUGCAUUCACUUUCUCUAUCCCUCUAAUGUCGCAUGUGAAGUAGUUUGACUUUUGUAUAUUUAUUGUAUUAACACAAAGUCUCAAAUAAAAAUGAAAACCGCAAACUA
Molecule: messenger RNA, 4721 nt
Organism: Acipenser ruthenus (sterlet)
Lineage: Eukaryota; Metazoa; Chordata; Actinopteri; Acipenseriformes; Acipenseridae
Product: secretory carrier-associated membrane protein 1-like
Exons: 9
Coding region: 198-1214 (338 amino acids)
Biological process (GO): protein transport
Cellular component (GO): recycling endosome membrane; trans-Golgi network membrane
Source: RefSeq, a predicted model, not a curated record